AUGUGCCAACUGAAGUACGUCCUCACGCCCUGGAAUGCCUAUCAUACGCACAUAAGCAGCCGGGAAAGUUGCCACCUCGUCUCCAUUACAUGGUGCGCCGCCCAGUUUCCCGGAGACCAAGGAACCGGCCACGCCCAAAUCGAAUUCGGCCGCGACACAAGCCACGAGCACAUCCUCGCCCAUCUCAUUCUCGCCCACCAAUGCCCGUACUACGACAACGUCGAGAUCGAGCGCACCAGGGAGUGGUAUUACUAUGGUUCGGUGAUCACAUUCGCGCUGGAAGAGCUACCGCCAGCGAGACGGAGAUUCACCACUACUGCGAGCUGGGUGCAGGAACAUUUUAUGGCUGCUGCUAGGGCUAGGGGAUGGGAGGAGAGUAGUGCGGAAGGCACUACCGAUGAUGGUGGCGGUGGACAUGGAGCCGGAAUCCAAAUGGAGAGGAAGGAGGUACCGGAGAAAGGGUGGAAGCAGUUCAAAGCAAAGGAGUAG
This is a messenger RNA of Sordaria macrospora k-hell, 489 nucleotides long. RefSeq lists its product as uncharacterized. The record is from RefSeq and is a predicted model, not a curated record. NCBI's taxonomy places the organism in Eukaryota, Fungi, Ascomycota, Sordariomycetes, Sordariales, Sordariaceae.